Messenger RNA from Odontomachus brunneus, 2862 nucleotides. It is a transcript of the gene Lac, whose product is annotated as lachesin. NCBI's taxonomy places the organism in Eukaryota, Metazoa, Arthropoda, Insecta, Hymenoptera, Formicidae. The record is from RefSeq and is a predicted model, not a curated record. Bases 108 to 1196 code for a protein of 362 amino acids. Gene Ontology annotation, cellular component: neuron projection. The transcript is spliced from 6 exons.
GCUCGAUCUACAUCUCGUUAGAUUUCUAUGUUGGAGAUCAAGCGCAUUGUAGCAAGAGACUAAAUAUUAUUCAGACGUUCCAAUAGUACGGAGUUGGGUGUGUCAAGAUGCGUGCGGUCAGUUUAGUUGCGAUCUGCGUGUUUCUGCAAACAGUUGCGGCGCAACGUAUCCCGACAAUAUCGCAUAUCACGCAGGAGCAGGUGAAGGAUAUCGGCGAGACCGUAGAAUUGCAAUGUUCGGUCCAGUAUGCGGAGGAGUAUCCCAUUAUGUGGAUCAAAAGAAACAAGCAAGGCUCUUUUGACCAAGUACCAAUUUCCACGAACACUGCAUUGAUGAUCCGAGACAGUAGAUUCUCCCUCAAGCAUGACACAGGAUCUUCUACUUUCAUCCUACAAAUAAAAGAUAUACAAGAAACAGAUGCCGGAUUUUACCAAUGUAGAAUUCAGCUGACAUUAAAUAACAUGGUAAACGCUGAAGUGGAACUAUUAGUUCGUAGACCACCGAUAAUCAGUGACAACUCCACUCAAUCUCUGGUAGUUAGUGAAGGACAGAGUGUUGAGUUAGAAUGUUACGCCAAUGGAUAUCCCACACCCAGGAUAUCUUGGCGCCGAGAGAACAAUGCCAUUUUACCCACUGGAGGAUCGAUUUAUCGCGGUAACAAAAUGAAAAUGACCAGCAUACGAAAAGAGGAUCGCGGAACGUAUUACUGCGUAGCUGAAAACAACGUUGGACGUGGUGCCAGGCGCAAUAUUAACGUGGAGGUCGAAUUCGCGCCGGUGAUCACAGCCUCGAGACCGCGACUCGGACAAGCACUGCAGUACGACAUGGAUCUGGAGUGUCACGUCGAAGCGUACCCACCUCCAGCCAUCAUUUGGCUCAAGGAUGACAUUCAGCUAUCGAAUAAUCAGCAUUACAGCAUAUCGCACUUCGCGACGGCGGACGAAUACACCGACACGACAAUUCGCGUUAUCACCAUAGAGAAGCGGCAAUACGGAGCAUAUGUAUGUCGCGCGGCCAACAAACUCGGCACCAGUGAAACCAAAGUCGAACUUUUCGAAACUAUUAUCCCUGUUUGCCCGCCAGCUUGUGGUCAAGCUCAUUAUGGAACUGGUGUAGUUCCAGCUUCCUCAGGACUUUUGGUAGCCCUAGUUUUAAUAGUUGCAAUCACAAUGAGAAAUUUCCACGCCAAAUAUUAACUACCCGGGUCUCCAAUGGGCAGCCACAAGUCGAUGUGUACUCUCAAAGUGGCUCUUACGCAGCAUAAUUGUUGUCGUUUUAGCGAUACUGUAAAACCAAAAAAAAAGCUAGUUUUCGAGGGUUUUUCGAGGGAUUUUCAAUUGAUAUUUUAAUCGAAUACUAACAUCCAAAUUGCGUUAUUACUUUUAGAAUUAUUUGCGAACAAAGCGAUUUAUCAUCAUCGUCAAUGCAAAAUGCGAUUAUCACAUACACACACACACGAUGGAUAUAUAAUUAUAAUAAUUCGCAUUUAUGUAUGCGAAUUUGAUAUUAACAUUUACAUUUCGCUAAGUUCAUUAGUUUUUUUUACAAUGCUUCCACUUGACUCUUAUAGAAUCUCAAUUUUUUUAUAUACAUACAUAUCUAUAAAUACGUAGUACCAUUUAUAGAAUCUCUAUAUCAUUUUACUGUAAGAAAUAUGUUCUUUAAAACAUUUUCAUGACUGAUUUCUGUCUGUACGAUAUUAUAAUAUUACACAUAGUGAUAUUGAUCUUUAUUGAAUUGUUUACAACGAAAUUUUAAUAUUGGUUGAAUUAUUUACAACGAGAUUAUAAUAUAUUAUUUAGGAAAUAUUGAUUGCUCAAAAACGAUGAUAAAAUUAAUGAAAUAUUAAAAAAAGAAAUGACGGUGUAUUUAGUGUGAUUUUCUACUGAUCUGCCAUGUUGACUCGGUACUUAUUGGCAGGUCAUAUUUGAAGAUAUAAUUCAUGUAACUUAUAUUUAGGGGCCAACAGUAUAUCAAUGUUGAUAAAAUGCAAAUUAGAUGCAUUCCAGUACUCUUGAUCAUAUAACCAAGUAUUACGUAAUUACCGAUAUAGCAGAUAACGUAAUGGAAAUCUUUUGGCCUGAUGAACGACGGAAAAAUAAAAAAUAAUCACGUUACAACAUAUAUUAUAUGUAAUCUCAUAGUUUGUUAUAGUUGCAAAUCGACAAUACGGAUUUGUUGACAUCAUAAUACCAGAAACCUGACAGUAGAACUGCCACAAUAAUCCUUUAAUGAAAUAGUUUGGUAUGUCAUGAACAAAGAAAAUAAUGUUGAUAUUAGUGCCUUGUUCGUGAUAUCAAGUAGAAAUAAAAUUAUCGAUGUAUAGCUGUAGGCAGUAUAUUAUAUCAUAUAUUAUUAGUACAUUAUACGUACAUUAUUAGAAGAUACCUCGUACAUUUUAUACGCAUCUUUUACUUAUUGCGUACUUACAAAGGGAAUGUUAGUUUCCCUUUUAACGAGGCGUAUCGUAUAAACGUUCUAUGAUACAAUAAGUAGGCAGGUAGCAGCUCGAUAAAAACAUUUUUAUAUACUCUUUACAAAUUUACAAUUUUAUAGGUACUAACAUGGUAAUUCUGACUCGCAUAAUAUAUAUGCAUCAUCUCUUCUAAAAAGCUAUUAUACUCAUAACACAUGUAGUAACUUUUAGUACUUAUACACGUUGCUCUGCGAUAAUUAUAUACUGCUGGAUAUGUAUUAUAUCUGCGAUAUUCCGCGAAAGUUUUAUAUAACUACUUUCUCCUUUAUACUACGAUAUUGUAUUUUACGACGUAAAAGUGUACGUUUAUUCUCAUCUAUCAAUGGAAUAUGUAUGAAAAACACACGUGCAUAUGCAUGCGAGUAAUAAAAUUUUAUUAAAGCAAA